UUUUGUUUCUAUUGAAUGACAGUUGUAACCUACGAAAGAAGUCUGUUGUAAUUUGUACGAUAUCUUUAUAAAAUGGUUCGCAUAAGUUAUCUAGCAGUGCAACUAAACAAAUACAAAAAUCAAAACGUCGCGGUUUUUGGUCUUGGUAAAACUGGUUUAUCCGCCAUUAACGCUCUAACAAAGAGUGGUGCAAGAAUAUAUGCAUGGGAUGAUCAUGAAGAGCAAAUAGCAAAUGCAAAAAUGAUGUAUAAAAAAUGUAAUUUUAUUCAUCCCAAGGAAUACAAUUGGCAUGAGAUCAGUGCAUUGGUUUUAAGCCCUGGAGUGCCAACAGAGCCACAUUGGAUAGUAAAACUUGCAAGGAGAUUUGAUUGCAAAAUAAAAUCAGACAUUGAGCUAUUUCUUGAAGCUAAAACUACGAACCAGAAGGUAAUAGGCGUCACAGGAACAAAUGGUAAAUCAACCACUACAUCACUAAUAGGGCACAUAUUAAAAUCUGCAGGGAAAAAAGUAGCUAUUGGUGGAAAUUUAGGCGUUCCUGUUUUGGAUCUAGAAAGAGAUGCAGAAAUUUAUGUAAUCGAACUCUCCUCUUUUCAAUUGGAGUUGAUGAAUGAAAUUAACGUGGACAUUUCAGCACUGCUCAAUAUUACACCAGAUCACAUAGAUAGGCAUGGAAGUAUGGAGAACUACAUAGCAACUAAAUUAAAACUGAUAAACGGUAGUGAGGUUGCCGUAAUAGGAUGUGACAAUGAGAUUACUGCUGAUAUAUUCAACAAAUUCACUGGAGACAAAAUUCCAAUCUCAGUAACAUAUUCCCCGAUGUCAUUCCAGCGCGUGACGCUGGAAUCCAGAAAAGAAAAACCAUUGCCAACUACUCAGAUGACAGAGGGUGGUGCAAGAGAUCUAAUAUCAUUGGCAGGUAACAAUUUGCUUGAUUAUAGUGAACAGAUUACUGGUAUAGAUCGAAAUUAUCUGGAUCCCAGUGUCAGCUACUUGGAUGACAAAAGGGGCACUGGGAUCCAGAAGAUCUCGUUAAAACUAGAGAAUCAUAGCUUAUCAGUAAGCGACGUGAAAAUAAACCUAAUAUCCAACGCAGAAAACAUAGCAGCCACAUAUGCCGUAUGUAAGGUACUUGGAGUAGAUAGCAACACUAUUAUCAAUGGAAUCAAGUCCUUUUCAGGACUGAGGCAUAGGAAUGAACUGCUUGGCAAAAUAAGAAAUGUGUUUUUCGUGAACGAUAGCAAAGCAACUAAUGCAAAAUCGAGCGAAAAGGCGAUCUUAUCUUAUGAAAACAUAAAUUGGAUCGCUGGUGGAAGAAGCAAAAAAGGUGGAAUAGAAUCAUUAAGCAAGCAUUUUACAAGGGUUAGAAAAGCUUUUCUUAUUGGAGAAUCAACCGAAGCUUUUGCAAAUGUUAUGGAGAAUAAAGUAGAUUAUGUUAAAUGUUGCAAUCUAGAAGAUGCAUUCAGAUUGGCUUUUGAAGAGGCCUUAAAUAGCGCAGAAGAAGUAACAAUAUUACUUUCUCCCGCGUGUGCUUCUUUUGAUCAAUGGAAAAAUUUCGAGGAACGUGGUGAAGCAUUUUGUAGAAUGUUUGAAAAUCUCAGGUACAAUCACACAUGCUGUUUAGUAUGAUGUUGCGUGGAACAAAAGUUAAUAAUAGAUAAGCUAAUUAGGGUUAUUCCAUUUGAAGGGAUAAGCGAUGAA
Messenger RNA from Drosophila ananassae, 1698 nucleotides. RefSeq names its product UDP-N-acetylmuramoylalanine--D-glutamate ligase. The coding region runs from base 73 to 1626 and encodes 517 amino acids. Gene Ontology annotation, biological process: cell division; regulation of cell shape; folic acid-containing compound biosynthetic process. Gene Ontology annotation, molecular function: ATP binding; UDP-N-acetylmuramoylalanine-D-glutamate ligase activity; tetrahydrofolylpolyglutamate synthase activity. Gene Ontology annotation, cellular component: cytoplasm. Lineage: Eukaryota; Metazoa; Arthropoda; Insecta; Diptera; Drosophilidae. The record is from RefSeq and is a predicted model, not a curated record. The transcript has a single exon.